AUGCGGUUUUCAACCCGUAAUUCGUAUUAUCUCCGGAUUUCUGCAACCACCGUGCUUCCUCUAUAUCUGUAUCUAGAUGACAGACACGUAGAAUGGAUGUCAGAACGCGUGCUCCAGCACGUCCUGGCCGACCUGCGUCCCUUAAUCAUACCGAAGCUCAAUGCUGAAGCCGACGCGCAGCUAGGCCCUGGUGGAACCACCAACGCCAAGCGAGGCACUCUGGACGUGCAUCGUGGAGAUACUUACCAGUUUGGAUACUUCCUGCGCGGAACUGAACCUCAUGCAGUCCUUAUCAAGUCAAGGGUGUUCACCGCCGCACCCCCGCGUCCUCCGCGUGUCGUACCGCCGGUCGUCCAAGAGAGCAUGCAGACUUCUACUAAAGGAGGUACACGAUCCAAGAAGUCUCGUACUGAGUCACAGAAGACGGCCAAGAAGCCGGAGCCUAGGCCCAGGGGCAAGGGAAAAGGCAAAGGCAAGGGCAAAGGCAAAGGCAAGGGCAAAGGCAAAGGCACGGCUGCCGAUGACGAAGAGGAGGCAAUAUCUAUCUCGAGUGACGACGGGGACGCUGCGGAAGAUGCACCCGAACCCCUGGCCCCCAGACGAUCCAAGAGAGCGAGGACAGUCGUUGCAGGGGGCUAUCGAGAGGACGCAGACGAUGAUGAUGGGAUGUAUGACGGCGAAUCUCCCCCGACCCAGGGCGGGCCUCCUGGUGCUGCUGAGUGUGAUGACGACUACGGCCCUUUACACGUUGGGACAGCUAGUCGAGAUGCUUCUGUCGUACCCAAGCGCGAGGAGAUGGAGCCAUCGUUGGCUGCAGAGGACCUUCCUGAAGCGGCAUCUUUUGAAAUCAACGAGGGGGAAGCGCAGGCUGCCCCGUCGACCAUCGAUGUGGAGUUGGUAGAGGAAGAGGAGGAAGCUAAGCCGAAGCCCAUCCUCAAGUUGCAAUACCACGGCUUCACCAUCCACGGACGCUGUCUUUGCGUUAUCGUCGAGCCGUAUCCCCCUCUCCGCUCAGGGACUCGCGCACCAUCGCUUGCCCCCACAGGCCUCAUCGCCCCCGGCCGAGCCCCGAGCAUGGCUCCUCCGGAGUUUGUAUCUGGUGGUGGCGCCGCUCAGCGCGCACGCACGCCCUUGUUCCUACCUGACUAUGAUAGGGACUCCACUCCUGCACCAUCCACGACGCGCACUUUGCCUCCCGUGCCUCUGUUCUCGGAGACCGCAGAAGGUAGCGACGAGGAGGAUGGGGGGAUGGUGCUCUUCAGUCAGAUCCUACGGUCCGUAGGUGACCAUCCGCCUGGGAUCGCAGAGGACGAUGACGAGAUCGACGGCGCGGUGUUCUUCGGAGACGCGGAUGAGAUGAAGGAAUUAUGA
Molecule: messenger RNA, 1371 nt
Organism: Dichomitus squalens LYAD-421 SS1
Lineage: Eukaryota; Fungi; Basidiomycota; Agaricomycetes; Polyporales; Polyporaceae
Exons: 5
Coding region: 1-1371 (456 amino acids)
Source: RefSeq, a predicted model, not a curated record